This is a messenger RNA of Falco peregrinus (peregrine falcon), 9040 nucleotides long. It is a transcript of the gene FUT9, whose product is annotated as fucosyltransferase 9. Gene Ontology annotation, molecular function: alpha-(1->3)-fucosyltransferase activity. The transcript is spliced from 2 exons. Bases 358 to 1437 code for a protein of 359 amino acids. Gene Ontology annotation, cellular component: membrane. Lineage: Eukaryota; Metazoa; Chordata; Aves; Falconiformes; Falconidae. The record is from RefSeq and is a predicted model, not a curated record.
AUGAGAAAAUGAGGGCUGAGGGACGCAGGGAUGACGGGCCGAGAAACGGAGGGCUGCAGGAGCGAGCGCCCGCGCUCCCCAGCUGCUCCCCCUCCGCUGCGCGCCUCCGCGCCGCUCCCCGGCCCCCCCGCCGCCGCCGCUGCGCGUGCCCGCGCCCGGGGCUGACUCUCCCUCGCAUCCUCCUCCCGCGGCGGCGGCGGCAGCGCCGGGGAUGGGCAGCGAGAGCGCGCCCAGGAGCAGCCCGGGCCCCGCCGCUCCCCCCUGCUCCCGCACCCGCUGCUGCUCCUGCCCCGCCGCCCCCCGGGAGCAGCGCCGCCGCCGCGCUACCCGCAGCCCCCGCCUCGGACGGAACAAAUUAUGACAUCGACAUCUAAAGGAAUUUUCCGGCCAUUUUUAAUUAUCUUCAUUGUCCUUGGCUGUUUCAUGGCAUUUAUACUAAUUUAUAUCAAACCAACAAAUAGCUGGAUCUCUGGUCCUAUAGAAUCAGCCAGUUCAGUUUUGAAAAUGAAGAGCUUCUUUUCUUCCAAAACUGAUAAUCUUAAUGAAACUACUAUUUUGAUCUGGGUUUGGCCAUUUGGUCAGACAUUUGAUCUAACAUCCUGCCAAACAAUGUUCAAUAUCCACGGGUGCCAUCUGACUAUUGACCGCUCACUAUAUAACAGAUCCCAUGCUGUUCUCAUUCAUCACAGGGACAUUAGCUGGGAUCUGACUAAUUUACCUCAGCAAGCCAGGCCACCAUUCCAGAAGUGGAUUUGGAUGAACUUGGAAUCUCCAACUCAUACUCCACAGAAGAGUGGCAUCGAACACCUCUUUAACCUGACCCUGACUUAUCGGCGUGAUUCAGAUAUUCAGGUGCCUUAUGGCUUCAUGAUGGUCGGUACAAGUUCCUUUACAUUUGAGGUGCCAAGUAAGGAAAACUUGGUCUGUUGGGUUGUAAGUAACUGGAACCCUGAGCACGCUCGAGUCAAGUAUUAUAAUGAACUUAGCAAAUACAUUGAAAUACAUACCUAUGGACAAGCCUUUGGAGACUACAUCAAUGAUAAAAACCUGAUUCCAACUAUUUCUACUUGCAAAUUCUACCUUUCCUUUGAAAAUUCAAUCCACAAAGAUUACAUUACAGAGAAACUUUACAAUGCUCUUCUGGCCGGAUCAGUACCAGUCGUACUGGGCCCUUCCAGAGAAAACUAUGAGAAUUACAUUCCAGCAGAUUCUUUCAUACACGUGGAAGAUUUUCUCUCCCCCAGAGACCUGGCAGAGUAUCUUCUGAUGCUUGACAAAAAUAACAAGAUGUACCUUAGUUAUUUCAACUGGAAGAAGGAUUUCUCAGUGCAUCUUCCCAGGUUCUGGGAAUCACACGCAUGUCUUGCUUGUGAUCAUGUGAAAAGACACCAGGAAUAUAAGUCCAUUGGAAAUUUAGAAAAAUGGUUUUGGAAUUAAUUUGUUUGUGUGUGUGUGUGUGUGUGUGUACUUUUUUGAAGAAGCCAGAGGAAACUUCAGUCCAAGUGGAGAGGAAAGGAAAAGAGAAAAAAAAAAAAAAAAAAGGAAAAGAGAACUUUAUGUUAUGGUUUAUCAGCUAUCCUCUCUUGGCUAUCCUAUUUAUAUUUCAUAAGAGAUUUUAAAAGACCAUCAUCAUCAGACAUAAAUACUCAGUUUUAAAUUAUAAUGUACAUACUAAUUAUGUGCACUGAAGAAUAUUUGAUUGUUUACUAUAAUUUUUAAACAAGAUUUUCCAUAUUUUAUGUGAAAUAUGUCCCACACUUAAAGUAGUACUUUUUAACACUUUUUUAUUUUUAACAUUACAUUUGCUGUUUAACCUAUUUGGAAAAUGAAGACACAACUUUUAAAUGCCAGAGAGAACUUUAAGAACAUAAAUUGCUGUUCCAGUCUGAAAUGUGUGUAAUAUUUCAAAAGACAGUAAAGUUUUUUAUGGUUCAUCUUACAUUUUAAUAACACAGUAAAGUUCAAUACCUACCAUUAUUCCAGCGUGGUCAAUCACACCCCUUUUUAAGGUUGAUGAACCUCGAAAAAUAGUUUUUAAAAGGUAUUACAAUAGUAGACAGUCUUUGUUUCAAAAAAUGUUUCCUAACAAAUAGCUUCAGUAAGUUCCUUUAGGAAUAUGUCUGUUCUUACCCUCUGAAGAAUAAAGAAGUCAGUUUUACAGUAGAUGAACAACCUUAGUGACAAAAGCCCAGAUUCAUACAAUUUUUUGAGUGCAAGUCUCAUUGUGUCUCGAGUAUUAUUUACCUGAACUAGAGCUGUAAGUGGUGUUACACUGAUACAGAGAUAAACUGAUUUUAACAUUAGAAUUUUAUUACUUCAGCCUCAUGCACUGAAUUCAGCUGGUAAUAAUGGAUUUUUAGAAAUAGCUUGUUGAGAAAUUUAAGCAAUUUCUUUCAUAUAAUUCCUUGAAUAAUUGUGAAUUUUUCACUAAUUCUGUAACGAUCUGUUGAAGUCUAAUUUUAACUGGACAACAUCCUGUCACGACUCAAGAACGUAGAAAAAAAAAAAGACCAAACAAUUUUCUGAAAGAGUUAUGCUGAAAUUCAGUAAAUAAGUUAUCAGGCUGACAUAUUCAACCAUGCAACUCAUUAAGCUAAUUAUAUUUUUUAAAAUAUUUUAUAUGACAGGUAUAAGUAAACAAAUGCACUCUUAAAAGCAGCAGUUGCUAUCACAAUUUGAAUAUAUAAAUAAGUUCUUAAGAAUUAAAUUUGCUCUGAUAGCAAAUACAAAGGUGUGAUGAUAGUCAUGAUUGUUUAAAAUGUCUACUUUUAAUGUGUGAUUUGAUUUCAUUACUUUUUUCUUUCAGCUAAGACUCAAAUACCAGAUUGCUAUAUAUAUUCAUAUGUACAAGGUUGGUUUAAUGACAUAAAUGUAUGGAUAUGUUGUGAUAUCAAGUGAAAGCCAAUCAUCUUGUUUUUUCAAGUCAAAAUGUCACAAAUACCUCCCACUGGGAAAAAAAAAAAAAAAAACCAACUGUAAAAACUUCUGUUUAGAUGAUGUAUAUGACCCUGAUCAAGUGAAGUUGUUGACCAAGGAGUUAAGAUUAAACUUGCAGAUAACAAUGUUGCUAAAGGAAUAAGGGAUAAACAAUGGUAAACAAUUAGCAAAAGAUAAGAUGAUUUGUCAGAUUUAUUUUUUACCCCAGGCUGGAAUAGAAACACCGAAGGCUGUAAGAGUAAUGUAGUUACAUUUCUAAACAGGAAACUCCAUGGAAAGGUUAUAGAAAUACUGUGCUCUCCCUAUGGUUUCAAAAGAUAUAUUCUGAUCCAGAUAUGUAUUUAUACUAUUUAUUGCUGCCUUUAAAAGCUAGUUUGCAAUAUACUAUGAACCCCCUAAACUCACCAGCAACCCAGUACAAAACAAGAUAAGCUUACCUUGCAAAUUAAUGCAAUAUAACGAAACCCAGUCUUCUAAAAACAAAGUGCUUACAUGGAUGUAAUGUGAGUAGUAUUGCUAUCAUUUUGAAGGCAAGUGGCUAUUGUUUACAGUCGGUGCUAUUGGACAUCAUACUAUUUGUUUUCAGGAAGGCUGCGAAAUUCUCAGUCACUGAAUAUGCCACUGCUUUGGCUGGAUAAUCUGAUUCCCUUGACGCUGGAAUUUGGAAGUGCUUUGCAUUGAUCUCAAGGGAAGUACAUUCACCCCUUGGUGAAUGCCCACAGUCCCUUAUUUCAGAUAGUAGGAGUUGUGCUGAGUGAUACAAGGCCUUGUGUCAAAUCAGACUGGUUUCUUGGCAUCAAGUUUCAGCCAAUAAAUUGUUAUAUUGAUAACAAAUAAGCACAAAAAUGAAAUACAUGUCUUGUUAUUACAAAUAUCAGUCAGUGUAUACAUAGGAAAGUUUUGAAAUAUACACUAAAUUUUAAGCCUGUAAGUAAUGUCAUUAUCUCUGUAAGCACUGGAUCCAGUCAGCAUGGCUAAUCUUGGGCUGAAUUUAAGAAAUGUGAAAGCCUUUUGAGAAACAGGGAGAGCUGUUCUCUUCACAGAAACUCAACAGAAGGCUUGUAUACUUUGCAUCUAGGUUGCAUUGAUAGAAGUGUUUCAAAGAUUAAUAAAACAGGAGAGUAAUCUAAUACAGAUUGAAAUGACCAAGCAUCAUGAUCAAAUCCUAAGCAAGAGACAUGACCCUUAUGCCUCACUGACAUUCCUGAGAAAUGUGGGCUGGAACACAAGCGAGCCAGCUAUUUUAUGAAGAUUUUAAAGUGAUCUUCAGGUACUGAGCCUUAAACAGUUCUGGAUAUAAAGAAUUUUACUGACAGAAAAUGAAGCAACGUCAGGCAUGUCCAGCCUAGGUGGUAUAUGAUGUGAAGCAAUGGAUUUAAAACAUCUGGACUCCAUGCACGCAUGAAGGCAGUCUGCCUAGACCUACACACGUAACCCACAGAACAUUGAUUCCAGUUUGUAUAUAACAUUAAGCAUUGUGAUGUCUGUGCUCCUUCAGUGAGCUACCCUACAUAAACAGCUAGCAUGAAUAGACUCGAAUAGUAAAUCACUGUGAAGGAGAGUGGGCAAAACCAAUUAAUUAUGGAAGGGUAAAUAAAUUAUAUGGAAUUAGUUAAAAUGGAGAACAAGGUCUUAUUUAUGCCUUGGUACCACUGGCAAAAGAGGAUAGUUGUACAAGAAAAGAGAAAUGAAAGAUGAGAAAACACACCGAUUCUUACUAUUUUCUCAUCAAUUUUAUUUCAGGCAUUGUUUAUUUUAUUCGCCAUCCCACAAUAAUCUUGUGUAUGCACUUGUCACAAGUUAUCUUGUCAGUCACUGAAGAUAGAGAGUAAUCAUUAUUCUUUCAUUUACAAAGGUUUAUUUUGGGUGGUUUUAGGCUCUCUGUUGUGCAGUGAGCUAUCAACAUCACUGCCUUUCUCACUGUGGAAAAUAAGACACAAAACAGAUAAAAUACUAACUGUUGAUGCAUUGCUACCUCUCUGAAUGUGAACAGACAUCAGAGAAAACCAGCAGCAGAGCCUUCUAAAGCAGAGUUUUCCUUUCGUGUCACAGACACUCAAUGACCACAGCAGCUUUUGCUCAGCAUGAGAUCUUCAUUCCUUAGUGAAUCCUGGUUGCCAGUUUCUUUGAAUAUCUCUUGACAUCCAAGAUGGUUGUACUCACAAUGAACAAACAGCCUGAGUGAGGCCUGUAGAAUGUGUAAGAUGCAUCCAGCAAUAUACUUGUCUUUUAAGAAGCAGAUCAAAUAAAAUAGAAAUUGUACUGAGAAAGCAUGAAUGUGGGGAUUUGUAGAGUUCAUGCAGGCUGAGCAAGACAUGAGAAAUUGGCGCUACUGAGCACAGUAAACAGCUACCUACCGUUUCUAACUACUAUGUUUGUUUCUCAAACUGGGCUUUUAAAUAAAACACCAUAAAAUGUAAUUUUCUCCCAUCUCUAAUCAAGCAAGCUUCAGUUAAAUAACCAAUAACUUUUGCUGAUUAUUCAGGACAGGACUUCUGUUAGCCUUGUAUUAUCUCUUUUAUUAGACACAAAAUCACAUUUGGGGAAAGAGUGAAGUCUGUCAGCAAGCUAAUCAUAUUUCUUAUCUGACUUCCAGAAUCCUUAUUUUAUUCUAUUUUAUUUUUUGAUUUUGAAGUAAAUCAUGUCCUCAUGAAAUACUUUCUGGAAUCGAUUCAAGAAAGACCUUAAGCACAUGCAUAUGACCAUAAGACUCAAGCACAUGCUUAAAUUUAAGAGUGUCUUAAACGCUUUAAUGCAUUGGGGCUUCAGACAGUUAUGUUUUUAUUGCCUUUGGGAACUGUACCAGAGAGCACUGCCUAUAGCCAGCAGAGGCCAAUUUGUGUGGCCUCUUUUGCAUCAUGUAUGUCCAUCCUGUGAGUAGACUGGCUACUCCACAAUGAAGACUGUUUGGACUAAUUCUGGCUUAGUAUCUGUCCUUGGCCCUACUUUUCUGCUUCAGCGUACUUUGCGUGCCACCAUUGCAUCAUGCCAUCCACUCAGCAUGGCGCUCUGCCUUACAGCCUGCCUGUGCUGGGCAGGGUGAGUGAACUUGCACGUGGUAUAAGGAGGUGAGAAGAGCUGAGGCUUGCUGAGGCAGUAUUUCGACGACUAUCCUAGGAAGAAAGCAUAAAACCUAGUUGUGUAUGCAUCCUUUUAAUCCGGACUGAGUAUGCCCUAGAGAGGGUGAGUCUCAGCCAUACUGACUUUCCUUUUGGAGGAGUCUAGAUGAGAGUCUGGGAGUGAUCAACUAUAUGUGCAAAGUGGGAAUGAGAAGCGUGUCUGUGCAGGCUGACAAGGAGUCUUCUGACCUAUUUAAAUUUCACCUAAUGGUGAAAGUUAAUCAAAUACUCAUGUAUUUUUUUGGUCAAAAUUAAUACAUUAGUGAGAAGAGAGUCCAGGGGAAGUAUUUGUUUGUCUACCAGCUGAUGGGCUUUUUAAUUAAUAUUGGCUGACAGCUGUGGUUUAUUUGUUUGUUUGUUUGUAAUAUAAAUUAUUUUAAAAUCUUAGAAAUCAAUCAAUAUGAUUCACACAAGACAGUUAUUUCAGCUUCAUCUUUUGCUCCUUGCUCAGGCAAAUGUUCCACCAGAGUCAGCAGGUGAUUUGGGAGAUUCCCAUGCUAGUAAUAAAGGAUUGAGCCCAGGGUGGAACGCUUGGGGUAAAAACCAACCUUCUUGUUCACAGAUGUUUCCCUUCUAAAAUUUGAACAACUAGUUUUAGCUGAUUCUACCUUCAGAGAAUCAGUGUAAAAUUCAUACUGGUUGGAUAUGUUCAUAAAAGGUGCAGAAAUGCCAAGAAAUUGAUUAAAUAAACCAUGCAGUAGUAAUUCAAAUUCAUGGCACAAAUGCCACAGUGAUACACAUGAUAAAACCAUAAACUCAUGAGAAAUAAUUAGGCUUAGAGACAUCACCCUGCAGUUUUCAUAUUGGAAAAAGUCACUGUAUUAUUCUAUUGAAAAGGUAAUUAAUUGGGAAUCUUUUAUUUCACCAUAUUCUCUACACAAUUAACUGAAACCAACAGUCUCUGUGCAGUGAAUAGUUCAGACAUUUGCUCAUGUGGCAGAGAGCCUUUCACCUCCAGGUUAAUAGCCUGAAUUAUGAGUAGGUUUGUACAGAGUGCUGUUUGGCAGCCUCUAGCAGAUGACUCUGUGAUCUGAGUCAGGUUUCUCAUUCCUGCUUUGAGCCAACAAGGCAAAGAACUGACCUGAGAUUCAUCCAUCUUCUGUGCAUUUCUUGGCAUGCUGACGGUGUGGCUCAGGACACACUCCUGCAGCCUGCACCAUGCCUGUUUACGAUUAUGCAGAAGACUUUUCUAAGUAAUGAGGGUAUUUGGCUUUUUAUUUUGUUGAGGUAUGAUGGCAGUCUGUACAAAUGAACUAUUCAUACAUAGGGGAACUCUUCAUUAACAUUCCUAAGUAAAUAAUUAGUAGGAAAAUAAUGUAAUAUUUGCAAAUUGGCAGCAAAAGCAAUUCUUUCUUAUUCUUUCUGUCAAUUAGUCCAGUGGAAAACAGACUUUGAUGAAACUUUAUCCCGCUGGCUUGAUACAGCCUGUUUGGAUCCAGUUACAGGGACACGCAUGAUAGCAAAAUCUGAAAGCUAUACGGUAAACCAACACUUAUGUAUAUGUAAGUUGAGAUAGUUUCCUAUAGAGCCUUGAAGCUGUACCUAAACACUUUAGCGGUCACCAGAUGAAAAAUGUUCCCAUCAAUCCUUUUCUUUCUAACAUGGUAACAAAAGUCAGUCUGGUAUAUGCUGUUUGGCAAAUUAAUUAACUACAAAAUCUACAUUUUCCUUUGCUGGUCUUUUUUUUGUAACACAUGUUAUAAGAUAUGAGAUUAAAAAUUUUGGAAAGUUAACUCCCUUGGUGCAAUUUAAUAUUUUAAAGAUUCAAUGGAUAUACUGAAGAGAGGAAAGUGAGACGCUUUUCCAUCUAUAUGAAAUCUAUAUGAAAUCUAUAUGAAAACGUGCCAAACUCUUUCCAAUGAAUGAACAAAACAGUUAAAUAUACUGACUUUUUAUUAGGAUUUGCAAAAUCUUCUAUUAAUGCACUGUAAUUUUGCACUAUUUUGUAAGAAAAGAAAAAAGGAAAUAGGGAACUGAAACAGAAAAAAAAAGCUAAAAAUAGAUGCCAAAUGUAUAGUUUGUAAAAUACUAUUUUUCUUAUAUAAGGUAUCAUCAAAUUGUGAAUUUAACUGUGUUAUUGUAAACUGUGAAAAAUGUGAUGUACUGUUGUGGCACAGCCUACCAAGGGCCAUUUCUAACACACAGAUUAGUCGGGACUUCUUUAUAUGAAACAUAUUCAUAAAUCUGAGAUCACUUUUGUACUUAUUUUUUGUAAACUAUUUUUCCACAUUUACAACAUAGCUGUUAUUUUAUAGCAAACACUCAUUUUGCUUUAGAAUAUUAUUUGAAUAGGUGGGUGGGUGUCUUAAAUGUGCCAGAGAUUCAAAACUGUAACAAAGAUAAUUCAGAAACUAUUCUUUGCCAAACUGUAAUGCUACUGAAAUCGAAGAUGUUUUGUUGAACAAGCAGGCACACUGUCAAUAAAUGAUAGUUUCUAUUCUGUGAUAAUGAUGAUAAUGUUACAUUUGCUAGGAUGAAUGCCUGGUAGUUAUGAGUUGCAUUCCCCUUCUGUCGUUCUGUAUGUUAGGGAAACAAAACUGGGUGCCAUAGCUGAAUGUCAUAGAUAUUCAGCCACUCACGCAAUGUGCCAUGGACUUGACCUCUGAAAUACCUUGUGAGAAUUAGGAGAAAACCCUGUAAGCUUCUUGUCCUGAUUCAAACCCACUUUCUGUGAUGGGUCACAUGAAAUUGGAAUGGUUGACACAUGCAGGACUGGUGUCAGUAUGAUCUCAGUAAAGAUAAGUUCUGUACGUAGAAACAUCAGACCACAUUUACUCUCUUACUGCAAGAUCAGGACCUAAGUCCCUUUCUUGUUGAGUGUUGAGAGGGAUCUGAUAUGAACCCUUACUUCAUCUUCUCAGAUAAUGAUACACAUGUACUGACAAUUUAAUUUUUUAUGUUUUAUAUAGUGUAUAUAUAAUGCAUAAAUUCAUGUGUAAGAAAUAGUAACCAUGGAAUACCAAAUUUUAAUAAAAAUAAUGAAA